UAAUGAAAAAAAUACCCAAAUUUAUGUGAUCAAUUGACAAAAGCAAACAAAUUUAGUUUGUCGGUAGAAGUCAACGUUAAAAGUAGGUUUUCUCUUUUAAGGGAAAAUCUUUAAUUAAAAACAAGUUCCUUUAAAACAAUUAUGCCUCCUCCAGGCCGUGUGGGUUUUGGUGGUCCACCACCUCCCUAUGGCAGAGGACCACCCGGAUGGGGUCCUCCACCACCAAGACCUGGUCCUUCGGUUGGAGUGAAUAUUAACGUGGGCGCCAGACCACCACCGCCGGUAGGUGGAGUAGUGGUGGUAGGAGGUAUGGCUCCUCCACCUUUAAUAAUAGGUGCUUCUAUGGCACCACCACCUUCAACAACGGUAGUAGUAGGCGGUGCACAACCCCCACCACCAUCAACGGUAGUUGUAGGCUCGCAGCCAGCCCAAGCAUCUGUGGUUGUUAAUCAACCUCCACGUCCUCAAGCGGUCGUAUAUACUAGUGGCGGUUGUUGCACAAUAUUGUAAAAAAUUUGGUUUUAUUUUAUAUAAAUUUAGUUGUAGUUGUAAUUAUGUUGUUAGUGUAAUGUAUUGUGUAUAUAUUUAUUUGUGGUAUUACUUAGUUAAAUAAAAUUCAAUUUAAGAAGGAAA
Molecule: messenger RNA, 633 nt
Organism: Lucilia sericata (common green bottle fly)
Lineage: Eukaryota; Metazoa; Arthropoda; Insecta; Diptera; Calliphoridae
Product: formin-2
Exons: 1
Coding region: 142-510 (122 amino acids)
Source: RefSeq, a predicted model, not a curated record